CCUGAGACCAUUAUGUUACCUUGUGUGGAUAUAAUAAGGGCACGGGGCCAUUGUUGUGCACUGAGUGCAAUGGGGGGAAAUGAUGCAAUAGGAAAAGGCCUCUGUUUCCCAGUGCUUGUGGCCCACACAGAUAAGCCUGCACACAUGCUAAUUUUAAAAGCAGGGGGGGAAACCUUCAGGAAACGUGACGGGAAAGUUUCCGUUUUUGCAAGCAGCAGGGAAAACGCUCACACACAAUCACACAGUCAGCCACUCCUGGCACUACAGACUGAGUACAGAGAGUCUCUGCACACACAGUCAGGGUGGCUACUCUGCCCGCUGUUUUGCCCUCUGGAUCUGGUGUUUGGGGAAUAUGGCUGCCAAUGAGACCGAGACUGAGACUCACAUUAUUCUGGAGAUCCUGCAAUCUUUUGGCACCGAGAGCGUGGUCCUGGCCUUCUGCCUGUCCAUGCUGGUGGGUCUCCUGAUCGGCAUCCUGAUCUUCAUCGUCCUCACUUGGCUGUCCCGCCACCGGGCCUCCGCGGUCAUCACCAGGCCCUCCAAGCGGAGGCCCAACUCCCGCGCCCACCACAACCGCAUGGGCCUGUACCGGAGCCACGGCUUCCAGCACCUGGGAGACAACAGCCUGGCCUCGGCCCACCUCAACAUCCGCCGGCAGGCGUCCGUGGACGCGGACGAGCUGCUAGGCGGCGGGCCCUUCAAGGCCUCCACCUUCCACCCGCCGCAGAAGGGAGGCUCUUGGCACCACAGCAGCCCGCCGUCCUCUCCUUGUCCUCAGGAUGUGGAGACGCCCAGCCCCUCCAGCGAAGGGAGCCCCUUUCCAAACCCGGAGAACAAGCGCCAGUCCUUCUGGCUUGGCGGCAACAACGGGUUAAAAGGAUAUCUACCCACCCAGACUCCUCCACCUGCAUACGACAGUGUCAUUCAUGCCUUCCAGGAGACUCAAACUUGAGACUGAAACAGCGGAGCAAUAUACAGUAUGAGUUUUAAAACACUACCUUAUUGAAUACUGCAUCAUUUUGCUUGCUACAAGGAGACUCUUAAACAGGCCAGACUGAGGAAAACAAGCUGUGCACUACUGGAUCUACUGAGCUUCAUGCCAUGAUGUUUUAUUGUCUUGAUAUUGUGCAUGUGGAACUAAAUACGCUUUCUGAAUAACCAGAUGUUGUAUAGCAGUGACAAUUGACAAGGCAGAUGUAGGGAUUAUGUCACUUAAUUGUGUCAUCUUGGUUUUAUCUUAUUAAGUAACUAUAGUAUGUAUGCAGAGAACUGUGAUGGGAUGGCUGGCUAUUGAUUUAAACAGCGAGCGACACAAAUAAUUAGGGCUCAUCAUUUGCAUAUUACAAGGCACAGGAGUCCCCAGGGCUGGAUUAAUAUGGACUGGGGCCCCUAGACUACAGGUUGCUGUAGGCCCCCUGCCGAGUGCAUAUUUUGCCACACAAUCACAUAGAUAUAGCAUCAUACUUCAGACAGCGUUGUAAUUCUGUGCCAGGAAUGAGGGACAAUA
Engraulis encrasicolus (European anchovy) is the source of this 1507-nucleotide messenger RNA. RefSeq names its product myc target 1b (gene myct1b). The record is from RefSeq and is a predicted model, not a curated record. Gene Ontology annotation, cellular component: nucleoplasm. The transcript has 2 exons. Bases 353 to 952 code for a protein of 199 amino acids. Lineage: Eukaryota; Metazoa; Chordata; Actinopteri; Clupeiformes; Engraulidae.